This is a messenger RNA of Dreissena polymorpha, 1156 nucleotides long. RefSeq names its product zinc finger protein 60-like. The transcript has 2 exons. Lineage: Eukaryota; Metazoa; Mollusca; Bivalvia; Myida; Dreissenidae. The record is from RefSeq and is a predicted model, not a curated record. Bases 75 to 398 code for a protein of 107 amino acids.
GGUAAACAUAAGACGAUUACGAAAAAAGGGACAACGACCACAACACGCCGGGUAUGCGGAUACUUUGAUACCAGAUGGCUCUUCGAUACCAGAUCACAACAAAAGCCACGCGCGAGAGGAUGAGCGAAUCGGAGUUAAUGAAUGCCGCCGACGGCUCGUUGUUAGACAUUAGUUUAGAAGAGGAGUUGUCUACUAGCGAGCGGUUCUCGUGUGGAAUUUGUGAGGCCAGUUAUGCUAGGAAAGCCAACUUGAAGCGCCAUUUAAAGGCACACGAGGAUGGAUGCAUAAAGUGCUCAGUGUGCACUCAGUUCUUUAAGACUGAGGAAGAUAAACGAAAACAAAUCGAGGUGAAACAUAGCCCUAUCAUGUGCGAAAGCUGUGGAAAGAUUUGUUCAUGAUGCGAUUCUAACGAGCACCAAUGACAAAGGAUUUUAUGAAGAACAAAUGUGUAUUUGCCGCUUUAAGACUCCUUGCUCCCCUUAUCUAGAGUCCUGCUAUAAGUUCAAUUGAACACAGUCGUGUUGAUCUACAUGAUCAGUUGUAUCUUCAAUUCUCUUAAUCUCAAUUUACUACUUAAAAACAAGUUGAUUAUUUAGACAAUUAUUUUCGGUCGUCAAUUGAAAUAUAUUACUUCAGAAAUAAGCAUUUUGAAUAUUAUUUAAAAUUUGCACUUAUAAUAUUAAUUAUAUGAAUUAAUAGUUAAACGAUUUUUGAAAACGAACAUAUGGUUAUAUUUUAAAUGUGUAUGUAAUUACGCGCUUGACAAUGCAAAUUUAUUCGUACUUCAAAAUUUUUGGUUACAAUAGCCAUAAUAUACAUAAGUGCAUUUCAGGUAGAAGAUAAAACUCGGUUAUCAGAGUGCCCUAUAUCGGGAAUCAAAGUGUCCGCAACUUCAUGCAUACCACCUAUUGAAACAUGCUCUAUCUUCGUUUAUAUUUCAAUGAAUACUAUCAAAAUUUCAGUAUUUGAAGCACAGUGAUAACUCUACAUGCUGGAAUAUCAAACAAAUUCUUGCAAUAUUUCUAAGUAGUUUUAUUUUGUUGAAAUGUUUCUGUUCAUUCUGUUUAUGCUGUUUUCCGACCGAUUUUUCUAUUUGUGGGGGAAAAAUCUACCAUACUUGUUACACGUCGUUUUUGUUCUUAAUUCGAAUUAUAAU